UCUUGUUCGGCUUUUUCUUUUUGUGUUCUUGUGAGUCAUCCAGUUCAUUCAUUUAUUCAUGGCAUCAGACCACAUGAGUCGAUAACAGCCUCGUGGCCUCUCCAUUAACCCCUGCCGUUCCCUGGUUCCCUCCAGAUGAGUCGUGGCCCCUCCAGUCAGGAAGCAGCAGCGGAGAGCUCUCUGGAUCAGGAGAGGCCCAGGCCCAGGCCCUGUGGUGGGGACACCACCUGCAGGUGGCGCUGGUCAACACGGUGGCCUUCAGGGGCAUCUGGCAGAAGCAGUUUCUGUUCACCAACUCCCAGAACCUGCCCUUCAUCCUGUCUGAUGGGACUCCCAUCAAGAUGCCCAUGAAGUACCAGGCUGCAGAGGUCAGCUUUGGUCAGCUCAGGACGGGAUCGGAUCAGCGCUACACGGUUCUGGAGCUGCCGUUCCUGGGCCGCUCCCUGAGCCUGCAGGUGGUUCUACCCAGCGAGAGGAAGACGCUACAGUCCUCCCUGGAGGCUCAGCUCACACAGCGCCACCUAGCGUCCUGGGACACCGGCCUGCGCAGAACCAGGAUGGACAUCUUCCUCCCAAGAUUCAGAAUGCAGAACAAGUUCAACCUGAGGUCGGUGCUCCCCGCUAUGGGCAUCAGUGACGCCUUCAACCCCACAGCAGCCGACUUCACCGGGAUCUCAGGUCAGUCCAUCAGUUCAUAAACAUCCAGGAUGUCCUUCAGGUUUAAUCCCAGGUUCUUCAGGUAUCUGACAGUUUGUUCCUUCUGAAGUGGAGGAGGGUCUCUAUGUGUCUGAUGCCUUCCAUGAAGUCAGGAUAGAAGUCACGGAGGACGGGACCAAAGCAGCUGCUGCUACUGGUGAUAAUAUGAUAGAUAUUAAUAUAACAAAUAGAUAUUAAUCCUACUGUUGUCCUCAUUUACGGGCACCAAAAAAUAUUGUUUCCUUGUCUGAAAAAAGA
Messenger RNA from Amphiprion ocellaris (clown anemonefish), 954 nucleotides. RefSeq names its product probable serpin E3. Gene Ontology annotation, biological process: negative regulation of endopeptidase activity. Lineage: Eukaryota; Metazoa; Chordata; Actinopteri; Pomacentridae. The transcript is spliced from 3 exons. The coding region runs from base 342 to 698 and encodes 118 amino acids. The record is from RefSeq and is a predicted model, not a curated record. Gene Ontology annotation, molecular function: serine-type endopeptidase inhibitor activity.